UGGCUGUGAUGCCCAAGCGCGCAAGCAGCGGGUACCGGGACUGGAGUGCGCCUUAAGGUUCGUGCUCUGGGGAAAAACUCAGGUCAUUAGGUUCCUUCAAGUUAUUUGGGAACUGAUCAAGGUUUCAAGCUAAAGAUGGAGGUGAUGAAUCGCCUGAGGGUCAUUCUCCAAGCCUCUCGGAGCAAGUCACUGUGGAGAAGAUUCCAGAUUCUGAGGUCCAUGCCAGUGAGGCCCUGCAGCCUCUACACCUGCACUUACAAAACCCGGAACCGAGCCUUGCACCCACUCUGGGAGAGCAUGGACCUGGUCCCGGGGGGCGAGCGCCAGUCGCCCAUCAACAUCCGGUGGAGGGACAGUGUCUACGAUCCCGGCUUAAAACCGCUCACCGUCUCUUAUGACCCAACCACCUGCCUCCACAUCUGGAACAACGGGUACUCUUUCCUCGUGGAGUUUGAAGAUUCUGCAGAUAAAUCAGUGAUCGAGGGAGGACCCCUGGAACACAACUACCGACUGAAGCAGUUCCAUUUUCACUGGGGGGCCAUCGAUGCUUGGGGCUCCGAGCAUACCGUGGACAGCAAAUGUUACCCCGCGGAGCUGCACUUGGUGCAUUGGAAUGCAGUCAAAUUUGAAAACUUUGAGGACGCAGCACUGGAAGAAAAUGGUUUGGCUGUGAUAGGGGUAUUUUUAAAGCUAGGCAAACAACAUAAAGAACUACAGAAAUUAGUGGAUACUUUGCCAUCAAUUAAGCAUAAGGACACCCUUGUGGAAUUUGCGUCAUUUGAUCCUUCCUGCCUGAUGCCCACCUGCCCAGAUUACUGGACCUACUCGGGGUCCCUGACUACCCCGCCACUCUCCGAGUCCGUCACCUGGAUUAUUAAGAAGCAGCCCGUAGAGGUUGACCAUGAUCAGCUUGAGCAAUUUCGGACCCUGCUUUUCACUUCUGAGGGAGAGAAAGAGAAAAGAAUGGUGGACAACUUCCGCCCCCUUCAGCCCCUGAUGAAUCGCACUGUUCGCUCGUCCUUCCGUCAUGAUUAUGUGCUGAAUAUACAAGCAAAACCCAAGCCAUCGACCAGCCAAGCGACCCCCUAGGAUGCUCAUAUCUCAGCAGUAUUUUGCUUUAAUACAUACUAGCUUUU
Molecule: messenger RNA, 1136 nt
Organism: Ceratotherium simum simum (southern white rhinoceros)
Lineage: Eukaryota; Metazoa; Chordata; Mammalia; Perissodactyla; Rhinocerotidae
Gene: CA5B
Product: carbonic anhydrase 5B
Cellular component (GO): mitochondrion; cytoplasm
Molecular function (GO): carbonate dehydratase activity; zinc ion binding
Source: RefSeq, a predicted model, not a curated record